Messenger RNA from Symbiodinium pilosum, 3312 nucleotides. The record is from the annotation of a GenBank genome assembly. Lineage: Eukaryota; Dinophyceae; Suessiales; Symbiodiniaceae.
AUGUCCUCGGGCUCGGAGCAGACGAGCGGGAGCUACAAUGGGGAUUCCAUGAAUGAAGGCUCAGACAGGCUCGGCUCCACCGUAAUAGAUGAUCCAGGUGAUCCGGCAGACGUGGAAACUGCUUCGAGGACAUCUUUCGAAGAAAAGGAGUUGUCAGGCACUUCGGAGUUGAACAAGUACCUCUCUGUGUACGACCAGACUUUCGACAAAAUCCAGAUCCCACCUGAUGUGGUGGAAGAGGUGCAGUCGGGACUGGUCGCCUUCAUCUCCACAGUUGGCAGCAAAGAGGCGGCCGGUGAGGCCAUCUACUCGGCCGUUUUCGAGGCUGCACCGAGCCUUCAGGUGCUGUUCAAAACUCCAAGAUCUGUGAUGGCACUUCGCUUUGUCACAGCUCUUGGUGCCCUGGUAAACGCUGCUGGUAAGCCGGGGCAGCUUAAAACUCAAGUGGAAACCGUUGGUUUCCAGCACCUAGACAUUGAAGUCACUGGUCCUCGAGUGGACAUUUUCCGCGAAGCUAUCCUGGAGCUGUUUGAUCAGGAGCUUGGCGCCAAGUUGAGCGAAAAAGCCAGAUUCGGUUUUCAGCUUUUGCUGAAUUACACCGGCGGAGCUCUAAUCUAUAUCCGACGAGAGUAUGCCGUGAGAAUUCGAAUUAUCCAGACUAGCUGGAGGUCUGCCAACAAGAAGGCGGCCGGAAUUACCGACGUCGCAGAUGUUGGCGACGGCAAAACGCCCUCAGGCAGGCUGAAAGGCAAAUCCGUCGAAAUUGGCGACGAUAAUGAUUCAAUUGUGGCAGAGGCGGAUGGAGAGGGCGUGGCUAUUACAAAGCAGACUGACGGAAUGAUGGUCCCCAGUUCGUUCAACGACAUGUUUCUGUUCAAUGCGGCAGUUAUGGGCCUGACAAAUCAUGACUGGAUGACUUUGAUCCUGGACCAGCUUGAUGCCAUCGCGAACAACGUCGCAAAUCCAUACCGCUUGCAGGAAGAAUGCGAUGUUCUCGCACUGGUUCUUUCUAAGUACCAGGGCACCUUUGUGCUAUCCGAAUUCAAAGCGGUUGUUCUGGCAUCGCUGCGCUCCCUGGUCUCCACUGAGUGGGACUCCGAACAUGAGGUGGCGUGGAACUGGCUGUGGCAGAAUGUGGAGCGACUGCUAAAAGCGGUUCUUGGAAAGCCACCCGUGCAUGAAAAAGCAUUGUCAGAUUUGUUUAUGAGCCUCCCCGAAGCCUCGAUGGCAUCCAUUCGGCAAGAGUUUUUCUUGCAUUUCUUCAAAGUCGCCCCGGCCGGCUCUGAUUUCUUCAAGCAGUCGUCUACCAGACUAUAUUUCAUCGCGGACAAGAUCAUAGAACUGACUCUGGAGAUGUAUCGCCAGCCUCGUGCGAUGGUUGAGGACAUUUCUGGUUUAGGCCUCCGACAUGUUGGAUAUUCCAUUCCUUCUGAGCUAUUCUCUCCCUUCGUGACCUCCGCUGUGGAUGUGUUUCGGGAGAUCACCACCAGCGAGACAGCCAUUGCGGGGUUUCAGUGGUCGCUUACGCUUGUUUCCAAAAUCCUGGUGAGGGCCAUCUCAGAAGGAUCCACAGUUGUUAUGAAGGCUAUCAGCACAAAUGACGAGGUGAGCCUCAAGAAGGCAAUGGCACUAUCGCCCCGGGGCAAGCGGGCCCAGGAACUCCUCAACAUCUCAGUGGGUGCGCAGUCAAUCUCGCCCUUCUAUUGGUCAAUAAAGAGCGGUAAUUUCAAUAGCGCAAAGGCCAUACUCGACGACUUGCUCACCAUUCGAGCAGAUCGGGAUGUUUAUUAUUUUGCGUGUGAUGACCUUUUCGCGCGGCAUCCUGAUGUUGUUCAGUAUUUGAUUACCGACGUUCCUGCGCUGCUGCAUCCGCUUUUUAGUGGCCUCGUUUGGAGAUCUCGCUGGAUCAACAAAGGCUUCAGACGAGUCAACUACUACGUCAAGCAUCUCGUGCAGGACCUAGAAGGAGGUUCCAGCGAGACGCUGAGCUGGCUAGAGGAGCACGGCGACCCUGGCAUCAUCAGUCAUCCUGCAGUCGUGUUCUUUUCGGACAUACUCUGGGAUGGCAUCAUCAAGUAUCACUUCCUGAGAGGGAGAAUCCUUUUUCUCAUCUCCUUCAUGGUCUUCUUGGUCAGCCAAUCCGUUCUAUCGGCUACGGACGACGCAGAGCGUCCAGAAGCACUUCGAAUAGCACUGUUCUCCUGCAGGGUUUUCAUCUACGCUUUUAGCAUGCUGAAAAUCCUGUACGACCAGAUCAAGAUGUUUUGGUCGGAUUGUAGAGGAGGCUACGUCGAGCGGUACUGCUGCUGUCCAGUUCCUCAAUAUUUGCGGGAAUGGCAAGGCUUUGGAAGCUUGAUUCUGCUCUGGCUCCUGAUCCUGAUGGGAACUCAAGAGCCGGUGUUUUGGUGCCUUGGUGGGGACGAGCUGUUCACAACAGCUUGUGCUGAGGGCUUGGCCCGCAGGCGAAUCUACUCUGUGUUCUCCAGUUUGGCUAUGAUGCUGUUCUGGGCAUUGCUUGUGAACAUGUCCGUUUUCUCAAUGCGAAUAUCGGCGUUCAUCCUGGUGUGUGGAAGAGUUCUGUCAGAGGUGGGCCUCUUCUUGUUGGCAUUUGUCUUUAUCAUCUUGGCCUCGGCUUCCUCCAUCAGUGCGCUGGAGCAGGGUGGCCAAAGCGAUGAGGACUUCUCUGGAAUUCCUUCUGGUUCUCUUACUCUGGCAGAGAUUGCCCUCAACAUCUACUCAGGGACGGCCUUGGCGCACUUGCGAAGUGACAUGGUCCUGCUUGCAGCGGUCUACGCCUUUUGCAUCCUUGUAUCUAUCUUCCUCAUCAGCCUCCUGGUGGCGCAACUGAACCAAGCCUAUCAGCAUGGCUUCCAAGACAUGCAGGGUUUUGCGCGCCUGAACAGGGUGCACAUAAUCGUUUCGACCUUGGAAAACAUGUCAAGCAAGAGCUGGAUUCGCUUCUUGGACUCGCUGCACUUCGAUGAGCGUCUUGAGUUCAAUGAGGGCGAUGUGGGAGUGGCUGGGGGCAUCCAGGUCCUAGAGCCGGCAAGCCAACACCCGACAAGUGUGGAGUCCAUCCGCCGCUACGGAGGGUCCACGGCGCCUUCCAUGCCUUGGCCGGAAGAGCCAGGCGAUUACGGCCAAGAGGAUAAAUUUGAAAAGCUGGAGAAGCUCAUCAUACGAACUACAAAGAAUCUGAACAAGGGACGCGACAAUCACCGACGAAAUGCUGGUGGCAUGAGCGGGGCUUCGUCCAUGGCUAUGUCAGAUGGAUCCAGCAAGUCCAGUGGCAGUGAGGGGGGGGAUUCCUGA